Ochotona curzoniae (black-lipped pika) is the source of this 3139-nucleotide messenger RNA. It is a transcript of the gene TMEM135, whose product is annotated as transmembrane protein 135. NCBI's taxonomy places the organism in Eukaryota, Metazoa, Chordata, Mammalia, Lagomorpha, Ochotonidae. The coding region runs from base 197 to 1507 and encodes 436 amino acids. The transcript is spliced from 14 exons. The record is from RefSeq and is a predicted model, not a curated record.
AGCUGCGAUACGCCGAGCGUUCAACAUCCGAGGACUUUGGCCCAGAGUAACCCCGCUGGCGUGACCUUUCCCCUCUAUCCCGCACCUCCCGCUGCCCGCCCCGCGAGAGGGCGGCCGUUGGCGCGCUCGGCUCUUCUUCUGGAGCCCCAGUUCUGCACCCCCCCUUCCCCCUUGGUCCUUCGCGCUGCACUUCGUCAUGGCGGCCCUCAGCAAGUCCAUCCCUCAUAACUGCUACGAGAUUGGCCACACUUGGCACCCUUCCUGCCGGGUCUCUUUCCUGCAGAUCACCGGGGGCGCCCUGGAGGAGUCCCUGAAGAUCUAUGCCCCUCUGUACUUGAUUGCAGCAAUUCUUCGGAAACGAAAAUUAGACUAUUAUUUACAUAAACUGCUUCCUGAGAUCCUACAGUCUGCUUCCUUUCUGACAGCGAAUGGGGCCUUGUACAUAGCUUUCUUUUGCACUUUAAGGAAAAUACUUGGAAAAUUUUACUCAUGGACUCCUGGCUUUGGUGCCGCUUUGCCAGCAUCUUAUAUGGCCAUUCUAAUCGAAAGAAAAAGCAGGAGAGGACUGCUCACAAUUUAUAUGGCCAACUUGGUUCUUUUGUUCUGCAUCACAGCUGCCAUGUACAUGUUCUUUUUCAGGUGCAAAGAUGGCUUGAAAGGAUUUGCGUUUUCUGCACUUAGGUUCAUUGUAGGAAAGGAAGAAAUUCCCACACAUUCUUACUCACCAGAGGCAGCAUAUAUAAAAGUUGAACAAAAGAAAGAGAAGCUUGAAGACAAACCAAGAAAAAUGAAUAUAAUUGCUUUAGUCAGGAAACUUGUGGAUUCAAUAUGCAAGAAUGGACCAAGGCAUAGAUGUUGCAAACACUAUGAAGAUAACUGCAUCUCUUACUGCAUUAAAGGUUUCAUCAGGAUGUUUAGUGUGGGAUACUUGAUCCAGUGCUGCCUCCGGAUCCCCUCUGCAUUUCGGCAUCUGUUUACACAACCAUCCAGGCUACUGUCUCUUUUCUACAAUAAAGAAAACUUCCAACUGGGAGCUUUUCUUGGCUCUUUUGUUAGUAUAUACAAGGGUACUAGUUGCUUCCUGCGUUGGGUCAGAAACCUGGACGAUGAGCUCCAUGCUAUUAUAGCUGGAUUUUUGGCAGGCGUAUCAAUGAUGUUCUAUAAGAGCACAACAAUUUCCAUGUAUUUAGCUUCAAAAUUGGUGGAGACCAUGUAUUUCAAAGGCAUUGAAGCAGGGAAGGUUCCCUAUUUUCCUCAUGCGGAUACUAUCAUCUAUUCCAUCUCUACAGCAAUUUGCUUCCAGGCAGCUGUCAUGGAAGUGCAAACUUUGCGACCAUCUUACUGGAAAUUUCUUUUAAGGCUCACCAAGGGCAAAUUUGCUGUCAUGAACCGGAAAGUCCUUGAUGUUUUUGGCACUAGUGCGUCUAAAUGCUUUCAGGAUUUCACCCCCAGGCUGGAUCCAAGAUACACAACUGUGCCACCAGAGUUGCCUGUGGAGUUUUCUUGAAGAUGGCUGUAACUUAUUCGUGCGACUAAAUGUUUCAUCAUUUUAUCCUGAAGAGUGAAUUAUGUUGAACACAAAGAAGGGGGCCCAAGCUCAGACUUCAGUGUUAUUUCAAUGAGAGAUGUACUUUGUUUUUCUUACCAAUCAGAGACACAGAAGCUUUUUAGGCUGGUGUUGCUUAAUAAUUAAGCUUCCUCCGUAGCCAGAAUCUGAUUCUGGGUCAUUGUUGUAGUUGACAUUAUGAUAUAUUAUCGAUUAAAUUAUGUCCAAAAGCAAUAUUAAAUCUAUAUAGAAGUGUAAUAAUGAAUAAGAGGACAGUUAAAAUUACAUUAAAAGAUGUCUUUAGUUCAUUCCAAUAGUAUUCUUGGUCGAAACUAAGAAUAUUUCUGCAUUUUAGAAUUUACAAAGGAUCACGGGUACAUGAUUGAUCUGAUUAUUUUUAACUUUUACAGUGGUAUCUGUAGUUGUAGAAUGAUAUAGAUUUAAAGUAACUCUCUACAUAUAAUGCUGCUCUAGUAUGGAGCAACUCAGUUGGAGAGAGGUGGCCAUUCUUCAGGGAUGAAAAAAUGGGUCUCAAAGCACUGGGAUAAAAGUGGUCUUUUUCAGCUGAUAACAUCAUCUCUCCACUACAUCAUUUGGGCUGUUGGGCAGCCCGGGGAACCUGUGUACUGCAGACAGGUUAAGAACAAAUGGAAAUUGAUACAUCUGAUAUAGUUGAAACAGAUGUUUUAAUCCUUUGUAAUAGCAUUGCACUUGAAUAUUUAAAAACAAUACUUUUAAAUCUGUAGGUUCUCCUUUAUUAGGGCCAAAUUUGUCAUAGCUCAGUUUGACCUUACAAAAGGGAUCAAAACCUAUGGGGCAAAAACGCGUUGGUGAGUCAGCGUGUUGAGCUCUCUCGGCUGUUUCAACUGCAUAGUGGAUAUCUUAUAGCUGAAAAUAAUAUAAAAAUCCAACUGUUGUUAAAAAGUCUAUCUUAUCACUAUUUGGAUUCAGGUUCUCUGGCUUGCUUUAAAAAAAUCAUCAUCACCCUUUCAUUCUGGAAUGAAGAAGUGACAAAACAGAGUCAUUGUUGAAAUUGAAAGUUCAGGACAGCAGUGAUUGAAAUAUCAUCACUCUUCCAAGUUGUUCAGGGAAAAGUUACGCUUUUCUAAGUUAAUUAAAGGCUUAAGUGGCUGUGCUAUAUACAGUCAAUGUAACAUAUGGGAAUGAUGGGUUUUUUUAAUACAGUUUUGUUGCUGAAAGGUUUUUAGGCCAUUGAAUAGUAUGCAUUACAGCUUGUAUUGCAACAGGGAUUAUAACCUGGACUCUAAAAAGAUGUAAGCCCCAGUAUUCAAUGUCAUCAAGCCUUGUGAACUUCUGUUUCUUUGUAAUCUUAUCCUUGGUUAUUAUGGCAAAUGGAAACCUAACAAAAAAGACACAGGUACCAUGGCAACACAAAGAACCACUUAAGUUGGCCAAAAUUUCCAUUGUGAUUAACUUUUUAGAAUGAUCUGUCCAGUUGAAGAAUCAUUUUGGUUUCAGAUUUCAAAAUGUUUAACAAGUUUAGUCUUUUAAGUUUCUAUUCACUGGAAUCAAAAUGAUGACUGUUACCGUGUUUACUUUUUCAAAUGAAGUAUUAAAGCACUGAGAAAGCUC